Messenger RNA from Malassezia restricta, 456 nucleotides. Its product is annotated as translation initiation factor eIF1A. NCBI's taxonomy places the organism in Eukaryota, Fungi, Basidiomycota, Malasseziomycetes, Malasseziales, Malasseziaceae. The transcript has a single exon. The record is from RefSeq and is a predicted model, not a curated record. Gene Ontology annotation, biological process: translational initiation. Bases 1 to 456 code for a protein of 151 amino acids. Gene Ontology annotation, cellular component: cytoplasm. Gene Ontology annotation, molecular function: RNA binding; translation initiation factor activity.
AUGCCAAAGGCCAAGGGCAAGGGCGGUAAGAAUCGCCGGCGCGGAAGGAAUGAUGACGAGGCCAAGCGCGAGCUCGUUUUCAAGGACGAGAGCCAGGAGUAUGCACAGGUCGUGAGGAUGCUGGGCAAUGGGCGUCUGGAGGCGCUGUGCUUUGACGGUGAGAAGCGCUUGGCGCAUAUUCGCGGCAAGAUGCGCAAAAAGGUAUGGAUCAACAACGGCGAUAUUAUCCUGCUGUCGCUGCGUGAGUUUGAGGACGGCAAGGCCGAUGUGAUCCAGAAGUAUACGCCUGACGAGGCACGCAGUCUGAAGCAGCAUGGCGAGCUGCCUGAAGCGACCAAGAUCAGCGAGGACCAGUUCGGCGAGGAAGGCGACGAGAUUGAGUUCCAGGAGGCGAGUGACGACGACGCCGAGGAGGGCGAGGCCGAGGACGAUGAUGAGGACCUCGAUGACCUGUAA